Rhopalosiphum maidis (corn leaf aphid) is the source of this 1617-nucleotide messenger RNA. RefSeq lists its product as uncharacterized. The coding region runs from base 1 to 1617 and encodes 538 amino acids. The transcript has 8 exons. The record is from RefSeq and is a predicted model, not a curated record. NCBI's taxonomy places the organism in Eukaryota, Metazoa, Arthropoda, Insecta, Hemiptera, Aphididae.
AUGGCAGCUGGAAUGGUGAAAUCCAUUGACGAAAAAGUCGAUGAGGAUUUUUUGUUCUUUUUAGAUCAUUUUAAUGAACCGUUUAAUAAGUUAAAAUCUUUAAGUGAUAAAGAAAUAUGCAGUAAAUGGUUAGAUAAACUCGCAAUUGAACCAUAUAAGACAACAAAUGAAAAACAAACACGUAAUAUAUAUUUAUCACAAUUAAUUUUAAAGAUGAUUGGCCGUAAACUCAGCGCUCCGUUUAACGAACCCCCUAAACCAGAUACGUUGUCUCUGGAUGGCGUUUUUAAGGAAAUUACUACUAAACCUAUUUUAGAAGCACUAAGUGAAAAAGAAAUUAACGAUAACAAAAGUAAAUGGUCUCAAUUUAUUCGAAACCGGGAAUUGGAAAUUAUCGACUUAAAUCAUCUAUCAAAUGAUGGACGAACCUAUAUAGCAUGCAGAACUUUACCCGAAAAUAAUGGUUUAUUUGCAUACGUAGCUGUAACUAUAGGCGAUACGACAUGUGGAUGGGUUAAUCCGUGUGGUCAACCAAUACCCGCACCUGUAGCAAAGCCAUUAGAUUUAAAAGUGGACUUAUCUAAUGUACAGAAUAGUAAAAGUCGACAGGAAAACGUUAUGUAUCAAUUUACGGCCGAAAUUAAAUCAAUUUUGCUAAAACGAAAGGCACCGGAAAUUCGGAUGUUAACUUAUGAAUUUUUCAAAAAAGUAUACAGUAGUAUCGAACAAGAGAUGUUGAGUGAAGAGGAUCCUAACAGUACUGCAUGUCACGAUCCAUACGUCGAAAUUCUGCUUGAAAAACUAAUAAUCGAGAGUAAAGGAUGUGAAAACUUCAAUCCACACCUGUUCAAAAAAAUGAAAAUGCUCUCAAAGUUGAAAAAACGAGUGAAAAAUAUAAUACGAGACAUCGAAGAGCGUAACAAUAAAUUAUCCGAAAUAGAAGUCGCUUCGACGACUGCAAUACUAACUCUAACUAGCCCCGCAUCUACCUGUUCGAACUCAGUGUCUGAAAUGAUGUGGGAUAGAGCUUUGGCGGAAAAACCCACUACUAAAGUAACUGACGCACUGGCGAAAACAUACCCCAUUUGCUUGGUUCAAAUGUUCUUAUCUAUAUUGGUGAGAGAACGCCAGAAAAUCGUCCUUCGACUUCUAGAAAAACAAGAGAAUUUAAUAGUGGCCAUGAGAAGAGACCUACAAAAUGAAAUAAAACGUGGCAUAUUGGAUUAUAAAGUUGCCAGGAGAGAAUGGUUGGACGUCAUGAGGGUAUUAAUACAUUACAACAAGAUAAAAGCAAGUUUGGCCGAAAAAGACAACUUUGGCACUGUUACCAAAGGCGAUUAUCUAGAUGAUGCGAUUCGCAAGGAAAUUAACGAUACUAGGAGACGCCUGGAGAAAAUGAAUGGGAAAAAUGAGAAGUUGCAAGAUGAUAUUUGCGAGUUGAAUAAAACAUUACACGAGAUGAUGGAGAAAAUUGAUAUGGAACAAGUACAAACCGAUAAUCUGUUGCGUGAUUUUCAAAAUGAGAUAAACAACGAAAAAAAUCUAAUUACGGAAAGGGCUCAAACUAUCGAUCAGUUGGGUGGGAUGUUAAAAGCACAAAAAAAAUCUGUUUUUUAA